UUGAAAACCCUAGUAUUUGCUAAUCAAUCAAUUCUUUUUAAAUUUUGCAUUCGAUGAGGUGGGAUAUUGCAUUUUUAGAAUUUAAUUUAUAAUGUAGUUGAUUGUAUUGAAUUUUAUCCUUUAUAAUUGCAAAAUUGAAUUUGUAGUUUUCUAAAAUAAUUGGAUUUCAUUUGAUUUUUGCAAUUGUUGAGAUGGGGUAACGCAAUUGGUGAAGAAAAGUGUGUACUUGGAUACUGUUGGUGUGAUGUUAAUUGUGUAAUGAAAAAUUUAGUUUGUUUUUGAUAUGAAAUAGGAAAUGGAAUUAUGAAUUAGUAACAGGAACUAUGUAAGUGAGGAUUGCUGCAAGUUCUGUUCUUGAUUUUGUUGAUUGGUUGGUAUUAUUGAUUGGAGGAGAUUCCUGCUAGUUGUUUUCCUUGGUGUUGUUGAUUGCUUCUGGCAUGAGUAGUCAUUUGUAUGUUUAUGAAUCCUUUAGUCAGUGCUGGAAUUAUGUGGUAUUUUCUCUUGUUUAGGUGGGUCUGUAGUGUUAUUACCCCUAUCAUGUUGACUAUAGAUGUAUGUCUAUUGCUGGUUUUAGGAGUCUAAUUUUAGGGAACUUCACUACUGAUGUAUGAUGCAAAAUGAGGGAACAUAUUGCAGGUGCUAUUAUGGAUUGUGGUUUUGAAUCUGGUGAAAUGGGUGAGCCUGUUGGCAUAGCAUAUAGUGUUGGUGGGGGGCAAGUGAUUUCUUCUGGAGGUGAGCCUAAUGGUCUACCCUCUCUGAACUGUAUGUCACUGAAGAUUCCCAACUCAGCUGAGAGACUAGCUUCCCUGUCACCGAUUAAAACUGUUGAAACGGUGGAGACCAUUGUAUCAACAAAUCAGGUUUGCAUGUACAUUUCUGUUGAGUCACCUAGGUUAGGGAUGGUCUUCAAAUCCUUUGAAGAUGUAUAAAGCUACUACAAAGAGUAUGCUAAGUAGAAAGGUUUUGGGGUUACCCGUGUUGCAUCAUCAUUUUCGAAGAAGGACAAGGAGCGGAGAGGGGCCACUUGGAGGUGUGAGUGUUGGGGUCCACCUGAUAUGAGGGCAAGGAGGGAGGCCAAGAAAAGGGCAAAGCUAAUGGAAUUAUGUGGCACGGGAGGGAUUGUUAACGGUGAAAUAGGGGAAGAUAUCAUGCAGCGGGCGAAAAGGACCUCCAAGAAAUGCGAGUGUGGUGCCAUGUUAUAUGCCGGGGUUGAUAGUGAUGGGCUGUGGGUUAUUAGGAAAUUGCAAAAUGAGCAUGAUAACCACACCCCUAAGCCGAGUGAUGCUAAGUUGGUUAAGGAAUAUCGAAUGAAGAAUUACACGUCAAAUGUGAAGAAGAAACUUUUGAAUUUCUAUGAAGAAGGUGUCUCUGUAAGGCAAAUUCAUGGGUGUAUGGCUACGGAGACCGGGGAUGAUAACCUUCCUAGUGUUAAGGACCUUGAGCAUGAAGUAUCUAAGGAAAAACGGCUGAAAAUGGAAGGUGGUGAUGCGGCUGCAAUGAUGGCAUACUUUGAUCGUAUGCAAGAGGAUAAUCAGAACUUCUAUCAUGCACACCGCUUAGAUGAAGAGGGCCGACUCAAGGAUGUAUUGUGGGUGGACGCCCGAAGUAGGGUGGCAUACGAAGAUUUUGGGGAUGUUGUUUGUUUUGAUGCAACUUAUCUAACAAAUUCGUACGCCCUACCCUUUGCCAACUUCGUAGGGGUUAACCACCAUGGCCAGUCUAUAUUGUUGGGCUGCGCCCUUGUAUCACAUGAAGAUUGUGACACAUUCGGUUGGGUAUUUAGGCAAUGGAUUUCUUGUAUGGGCAAUAAACAACCCGGGGCAAUUUUGACAGAUCAAGCAGCUGUUAUGCGCAAGCCUUUAGCUCAAGUAAUGCCGAAUGCUCGACAUCGUUGGUGCAUUUGGCACAUAAUGAAGAAAAUCCCGGAUAAGCUUGGAAAAUGUGAACACUACCAUGACUUUAAGAGCCCUCUAAAGGCUCUUGUGUAUGAGAGCUUUACAGUUGCUGAGUUUGAGCGUCGUUGGAUAAACUUUAUCAAGCAUUUUGAACUGGAGGAUAAUGACUGGUUAGCUGAUUUGUUUGAGGAACGGCACAUGUGGGUCCCAGCUUUUAUGAAAGAACACUUCUGGGCCGGGAUGAAGACAACACAGAGGGUCGAAAGCAUAAAUAGUUUCUUUGACGGGUUUGUGAAUAGGAAGACAAAGCUUUACGAAUUCCCAGAUAAGUACACUAGGGUAAUGGGAAGGCGUGUUAAAGCUGAAACUGAUGCGGAUGCUCGCUGUGGCAAAUAUUUGAGGCGGCUCGUGAGUGGUUUUUUUGUAGAACAAUUCUUUCGGGACAUCUACACCGACACUAAAUUCCAGGAGAUUCAAAUAGAGUGUUGUAGACUUAUGCAUUGCUCUGGGAGGGAGGAGCGUGUGCUUGAAGGGAACAUGUUUCAAUACCUACUGGAAGAUCGGGUUUGGAUCAUCCCAGAAGGGAAGAGCGAAGAAGAGAUAACUGACAGGAGACGAUUCUAUUGUGUCCUUUACAACACAGUUACGAAGGACGUGUCCUGUGAUUGCUGCAAGUUCGAAACCUUUGGUAUUCUUUGUCGUCAUAUCAUUCGAGUUUAUGACCAAAAUCGGGUGUUUGAAAUUCCUUCAAAGUAUGUACUCGACCAAAAUCGGGUAUCAUUAUUAAUUAGGUAUGGGCCCCUAGUGUUUCAUUCCACUAUGAUUGAAAAUCCAUAUGAAUUAAUUCCUCACUAAGAGUUUGAAUUUUAGGGUUUGUAACUUAGUGGUAUAAUUAUCAAUCAGAUUGUAAAUUGUAAGAUUUAUUAAAUAAAUUUUAGUCAAAUAUGUGC
Messenger RNA from Chenopodium quinoa (quinoa), 2845 nucleotides. Its product is annotated as protein FAR-RED IMPAIRED RESPONSE 1-like. Gene Ontology annotation, molecular function: zinc ion binding. The coding region runs from base 1056 to 2750 and encodes 564 amino acids. The record is from RefSeq and is a predicted model, not a curated record. Gene Ontology annotation, biological process: regulation of DNA-templated transcription. Lineage: Eukaryota; Viridiplantae; Streptophyta; Magnoliopsida; Caryophyllales; Amaranthaceae. The transcript is spliced from 2 exons.